Molecule: messenger RNA, 2013 nt
Organism: Oikopleura dioica
Lineage: Eukaryota; Metazoa; Chordata; Appendicularia; Copelata; Oikopleuridae
Source: the annotation of a GenBank genome assembly
AUGGACUUGCUAUCGAUUCUAUUCAAGUUUACUUUUUCGCAGAAAAACACGGAAGCUUUUCUCGCAUGUCUGGAAAUUUGGGAUGAAUUCCUGGAUCAGCUGAUGGUUCUUGAAUGGUCAAAGUUCCUUGGCGAGCGACCCUCGGUGACUUAUCAAGAGCUUCUUGUUUCAUUGUUCAACGAGUCAUUGAACAAGGCACAGGUUCAAUUCUCCGCGGAUUUGUUGAUGACUCUCGACAACGAAGAAACGGAUGAAUCCGGCGAGACAGAAAGGAGCAGUUUCAUCACAGCGAAUAUCGAAAUAAUCGCUAGGAUUUGCUGCCUCAAGCCGAUGGAUAUUCUCACCGCGCUCAUUCCAAAUCUCAAAUCUACAGUUUCUCAAUUUCUCAGCGAGCCGCAAAGCUUCACUGAUGCGAAAAUUCUCGAUCUUGGGACUCUUUUGCAGGUCGCUGGAAGAUUAACGGAACAUUUUCUCGGGGAAGAAUUUCAAAAAUUCGAGGAAGAUGUGAAAUUGAUACUUGAGUUGAUUCUUGAGCUAGCGGAAAAACUUUACCAGGUCGUCCAUUCCAAAUCGCACAGCGCAUCCAUAAUCGAACUACACUGCCAAGUCCUCUCAGCACUCCGCCCAUACCAGCACUGGCUUUCGCAGUUUUACGCAAAAGCCCAAAAUACUCUUUCAAUAGACACGAAAGAAAAACUCGAGUCAGCACCGGUCGUUCAUCUCUCGCGAAAAGUUCUGCACAUUUCCAUCCCAGUUUUACUUCUAGAGCCGAGCAAAGAAACGCAAAAGAUUCAAAAAGUGGCUGCUCAGUUGCUACAGUGUUGGGCGAGUAUUGUGCGGCCCCAUUUCGCUGAUAUCCUAGCGAGCGAGCUAGGUGAACUUUAUUCAAUUGGUGGUAUUGGCCCCAGUCCAAAGAACAUUCCCCUGACCGAGGAAACGAAAACGAUUGUUCUGAAAGCGCUGGCGAGUCUUUUCUUGCUCCCUUAUCCAAAUACAACUCAAGCAGAUCAAAAAUGGCCGGAGAGGACGGAGCUUUUCACGAGUCUUGUAAAAUCACAGUCGGCCAGGUUCGAUUUCAUCAGUUCUUGUUGCUUCUUGGUUUAUUCGGAAUCCGUCGCCUGCAGGAAAUCGUGCUCUGCGGGAAUAAGAAAUAUCGUCUUCGACUGCGUGCCACAUAUAAACACUUUCAAUGUGGAUAUAAAGGAGACGAAGGCAGCGAUGAAUCUAACGACUGACUACUUUAAUUGCAUGAAGCAAGAAGCGACGAAAGAUAUGGAACUGACGAGAAGAACUGUUCAGGCUUGCUAUGAGGGAUUCUCUGUUGAGAAAGCAAAUGAGCUUUUGCUGAAAGAAGAAGGGGUUCAAUUCCUGGAGAACAUGACAAAGAUCAUUUCCGCGGUAGUCGAGUACUGCAAGGAUGCGGAAAUACUACCCGUCGUUCUUAAUCUCACGAUGAAUAUAAUUCUUCCUGCUUCUGAAAUGUCGCCUCCUGUCCAUGCUGCUGGAUUGACGCUUUUGAAGAGGAUCAUUUCCGUCAAAUAUCGAUUCUUUUUCCCGGGCAACGUUCUUUCUUCGCACUUCAAAUCCAACUCUCCCGGCUCGAGUUAUCCAAAAAUCCAAAAUGAACAGACUCUUAUGCAAAUUAUUCGUUACUUUAUCACUGCUAUCACUUCUACUGAUCUAACACUGUCCAGAAAUGCACUAAAUCUCCUUCUCGAGCUUCAAAAAGAGCGUAAAUUCUUUUCUAACGAUGCUGUUCGAGUAAAUAUCAACCCGUUAAUUGUCGGGGCCGUCUCCAGCACCCUACUCGCUGGCCAACACCUUAUUAUCGAGGAUGAGCUGAUAACUUUGCUUCACCACACGUUCUACGAGAACAAAAUAUGCGACCUUCAAUCCAUAUUCACAAACACUUUACCUAAGCAUCUCUCCAGUUACACAGUUCCAUCACUCAACACCGACUUUCCAACGUUUCUGAGCAUCAUUCGAUCCGUUCUCAUCGCUUCCAGAGGCUGA